GCUCCUGUCUCGUGAUCAUCAAAUCACCACACGUUCGGUCAGGUCAUCAUCCCUGAUACCAUGUAACAUACACUCACUGUAUGAGGAAAAGGUCAUAAGUCAUUUCAGUCGGUAGUCGGUGAAUCCCUAGGUAUAUCUCUCACGCCAUGCGAGCCUGUCGUCCUCUGUCGCCACGCCUGCAACACAUCAACCGCUCGCUCAUCCCCUGCAGCCGGUUCGCUGCCCAGACGCGAUUUAAUCAUGCCGACAUUCAACCUCCUCCUCCUCCUCCUCAUCAACAUGAACAACAACAACAACAACAACAACAACAGCGGCGAUUGAGCAUCGCCCAGCUGCUCGAGCAGAACACCGCCCAGGAGAAUGUCGAACUGUGCGGAUGGAUCCGCUCCGUGAGGAAACAGAAGCGGAUCGCCUUUGCUGUCGUGGGCGAUGGAUCCACCACGGGAUCCGUCCAGGCCGUGCUCAAGCAACCAGAUCAGGCGUCCGAGUUAUCAUACGGCACCGCCGUCAAGGUCACCGGACACUGGCAGCCAUCUCACGGCAAAGGACAAGCCUACGAAUUACAAGUCGACCACCUCAAGGUCCUGGGCGAGAACAACGCCGAAGCCAAUCCCAUCCAGCCCAAAUAUCAGACCCCCGAAUAUCUGCGCACGAUCCCACAUCUCCGGCCGCGGACCGAGCACAAUGCGCUCGUCCUCCGCCUGCGGUCUCAAGUCAUCGCCAGCCUGACCAGGUUCUUCCACGAGAACGACUUCGUGCAAGCGCAUACGCCCAUCAUCACCUCCUCCGACUGCGAAGGCGCCGGCGAGGUCUUCUCCGUCUCCGCCGACGGCGAUGGCUCCGAGAAGGGGACGACCACCGGCCCGUCAGGAUCAGCGUCACCGGACGCCGAGCCUCCCGCGGUCGAGAGGCAUUUCUUCCGCACCCCGAAAUAUCUCACCGUGUCGUCUCAACUCCACCUCGAGGCCCUCGCCCAGUCCGUCGGAAACGUCUGGACGCUGUCCCCGACCUUCCGCGCCGAACGCAGCGACACCCCGCGGCACCUGAGUGAAUUCUACAUGCUGGAAGUGGAAAUGGGUUUCAUCACCGACCUCUCCCCGCUCCUCUCCCUGAUCGAAUCCAUGCUCCGCGGCGUGGCCACCGAUCUCCAAACCUCGCGCAUCGGCCGCGAACUCCUCGCCCACGAACAACAACCCCAAUCCCAAUCCCAAUCCGACUCCGCCUCCUCAGAGGACCUCCUCGCCCGCUGGAGAGGUCUUUCCCGCCCCUCCUGGCCCCGCAUCACCUACGAAACCGCCAUCGCCAUCCUGCGAGGCGCCGCCUCCACCGGCGCCGCUACCUUCUCCAUCCCGCCGACGUACGACGAAGGCCUCCAGGCCGAACACGAACGCUACCUCACCCAGCACUUCAACCCGGCCGGCCGGGACCCGACGCCGGUCUUCGUGACGGACUAUCCCACCGAGCAGAAACCCUUCUACAUGCUCCCCAGCUCUGCGGCCGAGGGGGGGGGGAAUACCGACACGGUCGCGAACUUCGACCUCCUCGUCCCCACCCACCUCGAGCUCGCCGGCGGCAGUCUCCGCGAGCACCGACUGGGAUUCCUCCGCGCAGCCAUGGCCGCGAAGGGUCUGUCCUCCCCUUCCUCCAGCAAUCCCACCGCGUCAUCAUCCCAGCAGCAGCAGCAGCCGCCGCCAGCGGACCCUCCAUCGGAACAUUCACCCCUAGACUGGUACCUCGACCUCCGCAGGUUCGGCAGCGCGCCCCACGGGGGUUUCGGGAUGGGCUUCGAUCGCCUGCUGGGCUAUCUGAGCGGGACGGGCAGCGUGCGGGACGUGGUCAGCUGGCCGAGGUGGAGCGGGAGGUGCGAUGGGUGAAUGGAUGGAGGACGGAGAGAGCGGGAGUGGGGAACAGAGGAGAGGGGGGAGAGCGGGGAAUGGAGAGAACAGGGAGGGGAUGCGGGAUUGGAGGGAUGGGAUGUGUUGCUGUAUCUGUAUUUUAGAGGGGGAGGGCGGUCCCGUGUAAAACUUCUUAUUGUUUUCCUUUGUUUCUUUUUCCUCCUUUUCGGGGAAGCUGUCAGGAUAGGGGGUUUAAAUUAUUGAGCGUUGUACGUUUAUCGAACAGAGAUAGAGAGAGAGGAACACUUGUACCGAGAGGUUUAUCAUCGAGAGAAAGCAGAGAGAGACCGCACCGGCUUCUCUGUGGGGAUCUUGGUGUGUUACAUGUAUACAUAUCAUCGAUCAAACACCUCCUCUCCAGGCUCUUUUUUUCCUUUCUUUCUUUGCUUU
Molecule: messenger RNA, 2285 nt
Organism: Dissoconium aciculare CBS 342.82
Lineage: Eukaryota; Fungi; Ascomycota; Dothideomycetes; Mycosphaerellales; Dissoconiaceae
Product: asparaginyl-tRNA synthetase
Exons: 2
Coding region: 147-1874 (575 amino acids)
Biological process (GO): asparaginyl-tRNA aminoacylation
Cellular component (GO): mitochondrion
Molecular function (GO): ATP binding; asparagine-tRNA ligase activity; nucleic acid binding
Source: RefSeq, a predicted model, not a curated record